Juglans microcarpa x Juglans regia is the source of this 531-nucleotide messenger RNA. Its product is annotated as pyridoxal 5'-phosphate synthase-like subunit PDX1.2. The record is from RefSeq and is a predicted model, not a curated record. The coding region runs from base 1 to 531 and encodes 176 amino acids. Gene Ontology annotation, biological process: pyridoxal 5'-phosphate biosynthetic process; pyridoxine biosynthetic process; amino acid metabolic process. The transcript is spliced from 2 exons. NCBI's taxonomy places the organism in Eukaryota, Viridiplantae, Streptophyta, Magnoliopsida, Fagales, Juglandaceae. Gene Ontology annotation, molecular function: amine-lyase activity.
AUGGCUAGAGCCCGUGUUGGUCAUUUUGUAGAAGCCCAGAUCCUCGAAUCUAUUGGGGUCGAUUACAUCUACGAGAGCGAAGCUCUUGCUAUUGUAGACGAGGAAAACUUCAUUAACAAGCAUAACUUUCGCUGCCCAUUUGUUUGUGGAUGUCAAAAUCUUGGGGAAGUGUUAAGGAGAAUAAGAGAAGGGGCAGCGAUGAUUAGGACUCAAGGGGAUUUAUCAGGAUCUGGAAAUAUAGCAAAGACUGUGAAGAAAUUGAGAAUAAUAAUGGGUGAGGUAAGGAUUUUGAAUAACAUGGAUGAAGAUGAAGUAUUCGCCUUUUCGAAGAAGAUAGCGACGCCGUAUGAUCUCAUGGCGCAAACCAAGCUAGCGCAGAAACUUCUGGAUUCCCUCCCAACAUUAGUCAUGGUAGAGGCUGGGAUGGCUAGACGAGAAGCUUUUCAAGAGGCUGAGAGGCAUGGAAAAGCUAAAAAAAGAUAUAGUGGAGACUAUGCGCAGGGCUCAACUCUCAAAAAGCUCAAGUGCUGA